GAGCUGAGGAGCUCUGGGGAAUCUCAAAGUUUGUGUCUGGAGCAGUGGUGGAAAGUGAGCUUAGUGAGAAGGGCUUUUCUUGGGAUGAGUACUGAUCUCCUGCCUUUAUUUUGGAUACACACCCUGCUGUAUUCUCCUCAGCCUUCGGUCUGAUCUCUAGACAGUCUGUCUCCUCUGGGGAUUCUCAAAUCUCCGAGGACGCUGGACCGGAGCCCUUGGCAAUUCUCUCUCAGGCAGAGGAGCGAACGUUUUCCUUCCUAAGUGCAUAAGCUACACGCAUACGCACACACACGCACACACACUCACGCAGAGGCGGAUCUCGCCGUCCGAGGCCGCCCUACCCGCUCCCCUCCUGCCCUCAGCAUCCUCGGCCCAGCGCGCCUCGGACCACCAUGGAGGUGCUGGAGAGCGGGGAGCAGAGCGUCCUGCAGUGGGACCGCAAGCUGAGCGAGCUGUCAGAGCCCGGGGAAACCGAGGCUCUCAUGUAUCACACGCACUUCUCGGAGCUGCUGGAUGAGUUUUCCCAGAACGUCUUGGGCCAGCUCCUGAACGACCCUUUCCUCUCAGAGAAGAGUGUGUCGAUGGAGGUAGAGCCGUCCCCAACGUCCCCGGCGCCUCUCAUUCAGGCCGAGCACAGCUACUCCCUGUGUGAGGAGCCUCGGGCCCAGUCACCGUUCGCCCACGUCACCGCCAGUGACAGCUUCAAUGAUGAUGAAGUGGAGAGUGAGAAAUGGUACCUGUCUACAGACUUUCCAUCAACAACCAUCAAGACAGAGCCAAUCACGGACGAGCCGCCCUCAGGACUAGUUCCGUCUGUCACUCUGACCAUCACUGCCAUCUCCACCCCUUUUGAGAAGGAGGAACCCCCUCUGGAAAUGAAUGCUGGGGUUGAUUCCUCGUGCCAGACAGUUAUUCCUAAGAUUAAGCUGGAACCUCAUGAAGUGGAUCAGUUCCUCAACUUCUCUCCUAAGGAAGCCUCCGUGGACCACCUGCACUUACCGCCCACCCCUCCCAGCAGCCACAGCAGCGACUCAGAGGGCAGCCUGAGCCCCAGCCCGCGCCUGCACCCCUCUGGCCUGCCGCAGACCCACAGCCCCGCCAGGGCCCCGGCGCGGGCCCCCUCGGCACUUGCCAGCUCCCCACUCCUCACCGCACCGCACAAGCUGCAGGGAUCAGGCCCCCUGGUCCUGACGGAGGAGGAGAAGAGGACCCUGAUCGCCGAGGGCUAUCCCAUCCCCACCAAGUUGCCCCUGACAAAAUCAGAGGAGAAGGCCCUGAAGAAAAUCCGGAGGAAAAUCAAGAAUAAGAUUUCUGCCCAGGAAAGUAGGAGGAAGAAGAAGGAAUACAUGGACAGCUUGGAGAAAAAGGUGGAGUCUUGUUCAACGGAGAACUUGGAGCUUCGGAAGAAGGUGGAGGUUCUGGAGAACACCAACAGAACUCUCCUGCAGCAGCUGCAGAAGCUUCAGACUUUGGUGAUGGGCAAGGUUUCUCGCACCUGCAAGCUGGCUGGCACGCAGACUGGCACCUGCCUCAUGGUUGUUGUGUUAUGCUUUGCCGUUGCAUUCGGCACCUUCUUUCAGGGCUAUGGGCCCUAUCCUUCCGCCACCAAGACGGCCCUGCCCAACCAGCAUUCCAUGCAGGAGCCCUACACAGCCUCCGUUGUGAGAUCCAGGAACCUGCUGAUCUAUGAGGAACAUUCUCCCCUGGAGGAGCCGUCCAGUUCGGCCUCGGCUGGGGAGCUCGGGCGCUGGGACGGAGGUUCCUCCCUGCUCAGGGCAUCAGGGCUGGAGUCUAGGCCUGACGUGGAUCUUCCCCAUUUCAUUAUAUCAAAUGAGACCAGCCUGGAGAAGUCAGUGCUGUUGGAGCUGCAGCAGCACUUGGUCAGCACCAAACUGGAGGGGAAUGAAACACUAAAAGUUGUAGAACUCGACAGAAGAGUGAACGCCACCUUUUAAAGAGACCGUCGCCACCUCCCUCUAUCUCCUCACUCUACCUUUAUGUCUCCAAACCGCCUUUGUCAUAAGCUUUUCCUUUUUGCCACCCGAUCUUGACCGAAGACCUGGAUGUGCAGUCAUGGCUUUGGAUGCGAGGACAGCCUGGGAUUUCCACCCACGGUGAGAGAGCGCCUCCCCCGGUCCCACGUCCCUCCCCGCCUCUCUCCCUCCCUGUUGCUUACUGCCAUAGGAAAUUAUCUUAGGGUCAGGGCUGGGACGAGCAGGCUUGUUUCUACCGACAGUGCCAAAAAGAUACUGCCUGCUUCUCACCGGGGUGGGUGUGACCACCUCUUUGAAGAAGAGCUGACUCUUGUUCAUUCGAGACCCCCAGCUCGAGCCACAGAAAUACCAGGAUGCCUGUUGGAAUCUGGCAAAGCACUGACUGACGUCCUGCCUUGCUCAGCCUGGGUCUCUCCUGCCGCUCUGCGCUGCUGAGCCCCCACUGACUUGUCCUCCGGCACUGGAGCUGGAGCGAGGCGUCCCCUUCGUACUCUCAGGCCGCAAGUGCAAUGCCUGAAGGAAUCAGGCUUUUCUACUCCAGGCAAACCUGCCCCAUCAUGUUGCUUGUAGGAUUUCUCCACAAUCUGUGUCCCCACACGCCCCUAGUUCUGCCUCCUUGGCUUCUCCUCCCCAUUUGUAAAUAGUAUUUAUUAGCUUGCUGAGGCUUCCCUGGGCAACCACACUGAAGACAUCCGGACGCCUCCCUCCAAGCUAGCAAAGUCUUCUGUUGGCCUUUGGAGCGAGGAGGGCACCCUAGGCUCUGGGAUCCCCAAUCCUUCCAGGCCAUGUUUUGCUUUCUGUUCUUUUUUGCUGGAGCCCUAUAAUUAUAGUUGGGAAAUCUCCCUAAGCGUGUGUCCUCCUGUAGAAUGAACUCAGAGGGAAAGUUGGAGCAGUGCCUUGCUCAUGUCUGGGGCUCUGUGGAUAGAUGCUUUUUCUGUCCCAUACCCAUAACAGGGAAGGGAAGCCCUGUCCCUGACAGCAGGCAUUUCAGACAACCCUGCUAGCUUGUCUCUCUCCACCUCCCCUGACACUUCUGCUUUCCCCCUCCUCUUCUGCUUCAACACAGGAGGUGAGCCUGAGGCCUGUUCCUGGGGUCAGAGUAGGUGACAUUUGUGUAUCCAGUCUUACCUUUUAUAGUCAGGUUUGGCUACUUUGCAGCUCACCCAAAGAGACACGACCUAAUCCCCCAACCUACUCUUAUUUUUUUUAAUGAUUAAAAGUAACUUUUGUAGUUUUAAAAAAACUUUCCUCUUUCCUACAAAUAGGAAAUGGAAAUUGACUUUUUACUGUAUAAUGUAGAAGACUCCCCUUAAAUGUUUUCCCCUAGCUUGUAAAAGAUUUCGUGUAAGAAAUUUGCUCACGUUUUGUAUUUUAUUUUUAGUAGUAGCUGAAGCACCCUCAGCUUUAACUCUCUCUCUGUCUCCGUUUCUGUCUCUCAUCUACAUUGUCAUUGGAACCUGUACUUAGGAGAGAUUAAGCCACACCUGGGCCUUCUGUUCCAUAGCAGACACAGGAUUUGGUGUCAUUAGCAUUUGCCGUCAGACCUCAUAAGCAGAUCUGGUACCUUCGGGGCUCACCGUCAGUGAUUCCUCUCUCCCUACUGUGAUGGAGAGAGUUCUGGCUGGGAGGCGGCCAAAUUCAUCUUCUUAGCCCUGAUGUAGAGCUGGAUCAGGACUGCAGUGGUCCUGGCAGCCCUCUCGGUCCUCUGCAUGCCCCUUGCUGUCCUUUCCGUUGGCCAGGGAGGGCUGAGACCGGCUGGGCUGUGCAGGAGGAAGGAUGCUAGCAUGCGCCCCGCUUCUGUUUCCCUCUACCUUCUCCUCUCCUUCUCUUCUGCUCUAGACCCUCUUGGGCCUGGCUGGUGUCUGCUAACCAUGGGCCACGACUGACCCAUCCCUCUCUUUAAACUGUCAUGUAAUUAUCAGACACGGGCAGCCUGUGUGUGGGGGGAGGGAGAGGGCGGCUAAGAAGGUAAGAAUAUAGAAUUAACUCAAGGAGUAUUUGGACGAUGAGAAAGGCAAGCUUUUGUAUGUCAGUGAGAAUGGGUCAUCUUCCCCACCUGACGCACUGGAACCAGAUCGGAUUUUUAAGUCUCCUGGAUUAGUCUGAGUAGAAAACCAGCUCUUCUGAAUAAGGAGGGAGAAGGAAGAGGGCAGCAAACUCCUAGCGCCUGUCUUUAGUGCCUUGAGGAUUUUAUUUCCUCCCUGACCUACCCUUGCUUGACAUCACCGUCUCCAGCCCUCCAUACGGCAGGGCUUGAUCUCUGGGAAACCGUUCUUCCCACAACUGAAUCUGUGUCUAGAGACCAGGGACAUCAGCCUGAGAGCUCAAAUGGCCAUCUUAAAGGGAUCCAAGGACCAAUUGCUGCUAUUAUGAGAAAGACCUCUGCCCUCCACUCCUUGCUUGGGCGAGUAAGGGGAACUAAACAGUUAUCCCUUUAGGAGGAUGUAAUGGAGUCAAGAGGAUGCAGAAGAGUUGGAUAAUACCAGAUUGGUUCCAAAUAGUUAAUGGGCGUGUGCACCUUUUCUUUUCCAGGGUUAAUCCCACAAUGUCAAUGGAUUUGUUUCCCUCCCCCAGAGCCAUCCCGUAGAUGAGUCAGUAAUACCUGGUUAGCCCUGAAGAUGUCAAAUAGUGGCAGCCUUUUGGCUUCUGAACCUCAGUUUUGGAAAAUAAGAGACUGUUAGCACAACCCAUCAAUCGUAAAGAAUCAAUGUUAAUGAUAAACAUAUUAAUAUAUUUUUCAUUAUGUCAACAGCUUUUCCUCUUUCCUUUCUUUGAUUAGCUUAGUGGAGGAGAUGUCUUGCAAAAGUUCAGAGAACACGUACUUUUUUACUGGAUGAGACCUGAGUAACCCAGACCCCCCAGUGAAGUUCUAUUCACAGUUCUUGACUUUGCACUUAGAAAUGGAUACUGUAAAUGAAAGGCCUCAGUGCCAGGUUUAAGAAAGGAUUUCUGUGAAGUGUUAGGACUCUGGAGCCUAGCUCACAUAAAGGGAGUGUUAUAUAAGAAUCUGACAGCUGAACUAGGUUGCUCCUUUUGGGCAGGAGGUGGGGAUGAGGUUUGACACCAGUACAGGCAAAAUUAGAUAACCUUUUUAUGAAUAUAAAUGAUUUUGAUUUAAAGACCUAAUUUGUAGAUUGUGAAAGCAGCUUUCAGCUCAACUUAUUUACAAACCAACUAUAAAUACCAUGUUUUUUUCUUCCUAAAUCUCUCGGUUUAGCCUGAAUGCCGAGAGAGGGCUGUGUGCCCUUGGAGCAGGAGUCUUGAAUUGGUUCACCUUUAUUCUGGCAGUGAGUCAGUGUCCAGAAUUUUUGACAGAGGUGUUUUAUUAAAAUGUUUUUAGCACUU
Balaenoptera ricei (Rice's whale) is the source of this 5339-nucleotide messenger RNA. RefSeq names its product cAMP responsive element binding protein 3 like 2 (gene CREB3L2). Gene Ontology annotation, biological process: regulation of transcription by RNA polymerase II. Lineage: Eukaryota; Metazoa; Chordata; Mammalia; Artiodactyla; Balaenopteridae. Gene Ontology annotation, molecular function: cAMP response element binding; DNA-binding transcription factor activity, RNA polymerase II-specific. The record is from RefSeq and is a predicted model, not a curated record. The transcript has 12 exons. Bases 393 to 1955 code for a protein of 520 amino acids.